AUGGAUAGACGAUCCUUUCAUAGAUUAUGUCAAGUUCUUGUGACUAGAGGACAUCUACGAGCUACUCGAAAUGUGUCUAUAGAGGAGAUGGUUGCAUUUUUUCUAUACAUUCUUGCACACCAUCUUAAGAAUCGCACAAUCAACCACCACUUUAGAAGGUCUGGUCGAACAAUUAAAUUGUUAGGUGCACUAGAUGGAACACCUGUUAAGGUGCAUGUACCAGAAUGUGAUAAACCAAAGUACGGAACAAGGAAAAAUGAAAUAGCAACGAAUGUUUUAGGAGUCUGCACUCCGGACAUGCAGUUUAUAUAUGUUUUACCUGGAUGGGAAGGGUCCGCACAUGAUGGUCGAGUUCGUAGAGAUGCUGUGACUAGGAGAAAUGGAUUGAAAGUCCCUAAUGGUUGUUACUAUUUGGUUGAUGGUGGCUACACAAAUGGAAAAGGUUUUCUUGCACCUUAUAGGCGAACCCGUUAUCAUUUGAAUGAGUGGAGAGAUGGUUAUCGUCCUACAACACCGGCUGAGUUUUUUAAUAUGAAACACUCAAGUGCUCGGAAUGUCAUUGAAAGGUGUUUUGGGCUAUUGAAAAUGCGUUGGGGAAUCCUUAGGAGCCCAUCCUAUUACCACAUUAAGACAUAUCGUCGCAUAAUUUCAGUGUGUUGUAUGCUCCAUAAUUUUAUAAAGAGGGAGAUGGUUGUAGAUCCUAUAGAAGCCGAUGCGGAUGGGCAAUUUCAAGAUGGGAAUUCAGAUGCAAAUAACUAUAUUACCACUGUUGAGUCCUCAGAUGAGUGAACUGCAUGGAGGGAUAACCUUGCCCAAGAAAUGUGGAACAAUAGGGCGGUUCAUUGAGUCGGUGUUUGAUGUGUUUGUAAUCAUAAUCAUUUGGAAUGCUUAUGUCUAAUACUGUUUGUGUAAUAACAUUUGGAAUGUUGUAUUUGUUUCUAAGUUAAGAAAGA
Molecule: messenger RNA, 953 nt
Organism: Malus domestica (apple)
Lineage: Eukaryota; Viridiplantae; Streptophyta; Magnoliopsida; Rosales; Rosaceae
Source: RefSeq, a predicted model, not a curated record